AGAGCUCCAACCUAGGUGUUGUUUUCGCAGGAGCUGCGAAAUUGCUUCAGCAUGCGCCUCGAGAUUACCUCCCUGCCUUGGUCUUUCGAAAUUCAAAUGACGAAACGCCGUCCGCGGGCUUCCCCCUCCCGCGCUGACCCGCUGCUGCCAGUAGAUUCUAGCACUGGACCCCCCGUCGAAGCCCCUCAAGUGCAGCUAGAUAGCGUCAUACCGAGCUCAUUUUCUCGUGUUGGCCUCUCUUGCUUUGACAAGGAAGAAGUAUCUCUACUAGCAAAGGCACGCGUUGAGCGGGAAGAGAAUUUCGCUACUGAUUCCGCCUCCGAAUUCGCUACUGGUUUCGCCUCUCUACGCCAUGGAAACGACUCCUCUGCGACGCAGUGGCCGGUCGAGUCUUUUCAGAAAGUCACUGAAAGAGGUGGAUAAUGACGACGAUCAAGAAUGGCAGCCGCCUAGCGACGCCGAACCCGACGCGCCCACCGAUGCCGUGAGCGAUGGAGAUGAGAUCGUCGCGAAGGCUUCGCGAAGCAAGAAGACCCCCAAGAAAACGCCGAAAAACGCUUCCGUUUCGGAGAAGAAGACCCCGGCGAGCCGCGGGCAGAAAAAGAGCAAGAAACGAAACCCGCGAUCUUCGUCAACUGCCUCGCGAAAGACUGCUCCUGCUGCGGCCGCGGCCGCUGGAGCGUCCGAAGCGAAUGCGGAUAACGAAGUGGAGGAGGAUCCGACGGUCAACGAGGAAGGGGGAAUCCGCGACGUGACGCGCUAUGCUUCGUCCCUGCACUUGAUCGUGCAAAACAAACGAGCCAAGGACGUAGAGGGGGCGGCCAAGAGAUGGACUCGGCAGUAUGAGAAGGAGUCUAUGACUGCCCUCUCGGCCCUUCUGAUAUUCCACUUCCAGGCUUGCGGGUGGAGGGGAUCUGAGGAUAUUUCCAGCCACGUUGGCGAUGGUGACGUGGACACUGUCGUGCGGUUCCUGGUGGAUCAGGCCAAGGAGGGCGAGGUGGAGGACAUGCUGGGCUCCGCCUGGCCGCACGCCAAGAGCGUCCGUUCCUACAAGGCGAAUCUAGAGACCUUCUGGCACAGCCUUCUGGUAGAAGCUCAGGACGGGCUUCUGUUUGAUGGAAUAUUCAUGGAGAAAUGUAUCAACUACGUCACCCUCCUGGCAUGCAAGGCGCCUAGGGUGUUCCGUAUCAUCUCCACCCUAGUGGGCCUUCGCAUGGUUUCAACGCUGGUCGAGAUCGCCAGCACCAUGGGCGAAGCACGGGCAACCACGCAGAGGCAGAUUAAUGCAGAAGCAAUGAGGAGUGGCGGCAAGGACGAGAAUCCGCGCAUGGCUCUUCUCAGGAGCACGUUGGAGAAUCUGCACACCAAGAUUGUGGGGGUAGAGGAGAUGAUGACCCAGCUCUUCUCAGGCUUCUUCACUCUCCGCUUCCGGGAUGUGAUGCCAGAGAUUCGCGGCGCCUGUGUGGCAUCCCUUGGCUCAUGGAUCUCCGGCUACCCCAGCGUCUUCCUGGAGGAUCGCUACCUCAAGUACCUCGGCUGGGCGCUCAGUGAUCAUGAGUCGAUGGUGCGGCAGAGCAGUCUGCAGGCGCUCAAGGCGCUGUACGAGGACGAGGACUGCAUUGGCGCGCUUAGCCUCUUCUCAGAGCGCUUCUCCCCGCGCAUCAUCCACAUGGCUGAUGACGUGGACGCCAGCGUGGCAGUGACGUCCAUUCAGGUUGCAGGGCUCCUGCUGAGGCAUCAGUUGAUAUCAUUGGAGGAGGUGCGGCCUGUGCUGGAGCUGAUUACGGACGACCUGCGGGCCGUGCGCCUGGUGGUUGCGGACCUAAUUGCGGACUACUACCUCCCUGCUAAAGUCGCAGAAGCUGCACAAGCCUCUAACGACGAUGGAGCGAAGGGAAGGCAGGAGCGGCAGCUGCAGCCGCUGCUGGAUCUGGUGGGGGAGUUCACGAGCAGUGACGCUCACAUGGACAUGCUCGUGGACGCCCUGUGGGACAAGUGCCGACUGCUGCAGGACUGGAAGCUGAUGGCUAAGUCUCUCCUGGCAGACCAGGGCGGACAGGGGAAGGGCAAGAGGAGAGAGGUGAAUGGGGAGUCCCUCUCCCUGUGCCGCCUGCUCCUAGCAUGUGCCAUGCGUGGCACUGCUGCGAGUCUUCACACCCACCGUAUGGAUGGUGCUGCUCCUGGGAGCGUCCCUGGGAGGGCAAAAGGGCUGUUCGGGUCUCCCAAUUCAGCUCAGAAGACUCCUUCCAAGAAGCAGCAGGAGGGCGCGGCAGUGCUGCAGGGCGAGAUGACAGGCGCACUCAUGAAGCACCUUCCUGGCAUGGUCACUCGCUUCCUGGCCGAUGCUGACCACCUGCACCUCGUUCUCUCCAUCGCUCCUCUGCUGCAGUUCGACCUCUUCGCCACACGCCACCAGGAAACCAGCUUCACCAGCCUCAUGGCAGCCCUACACGACGCGUUCCUGCGCCACACAGCUACGCCCAUUCUCGACGCAGCCAUCGCUGCCGCGGCAGCAGCAGUGGAAACGGCGCCGGCAGAGCUGAGGGAGGAGGCGCAGCGGCUGAUGGACGACCUGUCGAUCGUGGUGCUGCAGCAGCUGGGGGAGGCUGUGAAGUCAUUUGAAGAGGAUGACGAUGACAGUGUGGGCGCGGAUGGGGACUUCGACUGCCUGCUCGCCUCGCUGUCUCGACUGCAAGCGCUUCAGCUGGCAGGGCAGCGCAUGCCGGCUACAGUCACAGACACCCUGCAUAAGAUCAUCUCCAACCCGCUCAUGGUGUCAUCUGAUGAGGUACAAGCAGAGGCGCUCACUUGCUGCUUCCUGGACGUCGUUGCAAGCUACGGGGACAUCACAGCUGAAGGCGUGAAUGAGAAGGAACCGGCUGACAUCACUGCUGAUAUCACACGGGUGGAUGUGCGCCUGCGCUUUCUGCUCCUGCACCUGGAAACAGCCAUCAAGAGCGUCUCCUCCUCCUCGUCGCACCAGCGUGCCACACCUGCUCGGACUUUCAACUCCAAACGUGCUGCUGCGUCGUCAGGAGCCAAAGGAGCGUCGAGCACAAGUGCCCAAUCCAUGCUGGUGCACCUGUGCUCUGACGUGUGGUCCGUCUUCUCACCCUCCAAGCUCAACGGCACACCCAUGCAAGCCCUGGCGUCUGCCCCCUCUGCUUCCAGUGUCGAGGCCUUCUGGCAGGCAUGCCUUGGCGUUAUUCACACGUGCUCAAGCGCCCAUGGGGAGCAGCUAUCGCAUGGGGAUGUGGCGGUCGUUGCAGCAGCCAAGCUCAUAGCAGGAGGGCUUCUUCCACCAGCGUAUCUGGCCCCGCAGCUCCUGGCUCUGCUGGUGGGCCAUGGGUGGGCGGCAGCAGCAGUGGUGAAGUGCAUGGUGGAGCACAUGAGACACAGCAGCACUGUGACGGACGAGCACAUGUGGAAGCUGUGCUACGAUGCCACACGCCUGGCAUACGAGCGGCACCUGAAGGAGUUAGGAGAGGACGAGGACAAUGAAGCGGACAUGGAGUCGUACCUCAUAUGCAAGGAGCUCACCCCGCAGCUGCUGCUGCUCUGCGGCGGCCCAGCAGCAGUGCGCGGUGCAGCGGGCAGCAGGCUGAGCGACGCUGUGCAGGCGGUGCUGUCAGCUGCGGUGACGGAGGGUGUAGGGUUUGUGCUGGAGGAUGCAAGCCGGAGGAUGCUGUUUGUGGACGUUGCAGUGCUCAUGUUUGCGAGGAAUCUCAAGCCGGCCACUGCUGCUCCAGUCCUGGCUGAGCUUAAAACGCGUACAGCCCACCUAGAUAUGGACGAUGAUCCUCAGCACUGGCGCCCGCUGCUCACCCUGCUAGACUGCCUAGAGGGCAAGGCUGGUAACCACACGGGUAACCACAUGGGGGCGGGCGGUCAGGCCAAUGGAGGAACGAGGAACGGGCAGGGGGGAGGAGAGGGAGAGGAGAGCGCAGGGGAGGAGGAGGAUGUCGUCAUGCCGACCAUGACGCCGCCCAGAGUGAAUCAGCGUAUGGGAAAACGUCACAAGAAGCCCGCGCACAAGACCAUGCGGCGCAGGCCCAGGGGAGUGGAGGCUGGGAAGGUAACGUCUGAUGAAGAUGACGAGGCGGAAGAGGCAAGGAGCAGAGGGAGGGACUACGGCAGCAGGGAGCCGCGUGGUGGCAGGAUUGGUGCGAGACACAGGGGCGCUGGGAUUGACACUUCACGUGCUCCCGAACCAACUGCUGCUGCUGCUGCUGAUGUUGCUGAUGCUGCUGCUGCUGCUGCUGCUGUUGUUGCUGAUGCUGCUGCUGCUGCUGAUGUUGCUGAUGCUGAUGCUGUUGCUGGUGCUGGUGAUAAUGAGAGCGAUCAUGACAAUGAACCUGGAGACGCUCCUGCUGCAAGCACUGCAGCAACUAAUGCAGCAACCACUUCAGCAGGCAGAGGCAUGGGGCUGGUGUCUGCAGUGACGUACUCACGCAAGAGGAAGCUGGCAGCGAACAGAGAGAUGGAGAUUGAGGAAGACAAGGGGGGAGAUGGAGAGAUGGCGGGUAAAGGAGAGAUGGGAGGUGAGGGAGAGAAGGGGGAUGCGGAAGACAAGGGGGAAGCAGGCAACAAAGGGGUUGACGAAGGGGCAUGGGACAUUUUCAAUGAGGAUGAGGAUGAGGGGGAGAUGCGCAGUGGAAACGAGACCUCGGCUGGGAAGCAAGGGGCGCAGAAGGCAACGGCUGAGGAUGUUGCUGCUGAAAGUGUUCCCAUUGAUGCCAUGGAUACUGCGGAAUCAGAGGAGGACGAGCGAAGGGUGUCAGCUGCAGGCGGGGGUGCGGCGAGCGCGGAUGAGAUUGGUGGGAGCAGCGGGAGCAAAGGAGGUGGGAGCGAUGGGGAUGAGUGGGAGGAGAUUGAUAUGCAGGAGAUGGCGACAUGGCAGCAGGAUGACGCUGCAAAGAAGGCGGAGCUGGAUUCGGAGAGGAGGAAGGAGAGAGAACGGAGGCAGGAGGAGGAGAGGGAACGGAAGGAGGAGGAGGAGAGGGAACGGACGAAGGAGAGAGAGAGAGUCCAAAAGCGGGAGAGGGAGAGAGAGAGAGAACGGAAGGAGAAGGAGAUGGAGAGAGUGAGAGUACAACAGGAGCAGAGGGAGAGAGAACGGAAGCAGAGGGAGAGGGAACAAAAGGAGGAACGGGAGAGGGAGAGGGAGAGAGAACAAAACAAGGAGAGGGAGAUUGAGCAGGAGCAGCAAAGGAAGAGCACCCGCAGCAGGAAAACUAUGCCUGGGGAAGUCAGUACGGAAGUGAGCAAAAGUGUGCAGCAGCAGCAGCAGCAGCAGGGAGCUGGUACAGUGCCGGAGCCAGUACCAGUAGCAGUGGCGUAUGAGCGCAAGAGAAAGCGAGCUAUGGACUCUGAGCAGGAGCGAGGUGAUGGGAACGUGGACGCUGGGCAGCAGAAGCAGCCUGUGACGACCUACCCACGUGCGAGGAGGCAGGCGGGUGCUGACGCGGCAAUGAAGGCUCCUGAUGCGGGCAAGAAAGGUGCAGCGACCGAGGGCGAGAAGCAUGAGACAGGGAGGAGGUUCGGGAGGGAGGGAGGGGAAGAAGCUGGUAUGAGGGAUGCGAGAGGGAAGCAGAAAGAGGAGGAGGAGGUAGUGACUACAGUGGCCGAUAACCUGCUGCUGAAUCUGAGUGAUGAGGAAUGCUCCCUGUCGCCCUUGGAGUUGGGUGGAGGGGAGAGUGAGGAGAGGGGCGAGGUUGCUGUGUCUGCUGCGCGCUGGGGUAAGGACGUGAGAGGUGGGGUGGAUCGGGAACACGGUGCUUGCAGUAGGGGUGCUAGUGUGAAACCUGCUGGUGGUGCUGGUGGUGCUGGUGGUGGUGGUGGUGGUGCUGCUGCUGGUACUCCUGUUGGUGGUGGUGGAAACGGGAAGACGAAGGGAGAGACAGUAAUCGAGGAGGAUGCAGAAAGUGAGGAGGAAGAGGAGGGGGAUGAGGAAGAGGAGGAGGAUGAGGAGGAAGGAGAAGAGGGGGAAUCUACCGAAUGUGACAGCACUGAGGGUGAGGAGGAGGAGCCGGAGGAGAAUGUGCAAGAAGUAGCAGUUAAGGCUGCACAGGGGAGGGCUGCAGAAGCGAGGGUUGCAGGGAGGAUGGGUGCCGAAGCAAGAACCAAAGCACAGGGCGAGGUGGGGACCAGGGCACAGGGUCUAGCAGCUGCUGCUCAGGUGCAGAGAGGGGGAGAAGAGGCCGCCGCCCGUAUGGGCACGUCGGGUAAUAUUCUGGAGCGAGCAGUGGCAGCAGUGGCAGCGAAUGCAGCACGGAUAGAGAGGAGCAUGGUGAUGGAGGUAGAGGAUGUGGAGGAGGACGAGGACGAGGACGAGGAGGAUGAGGAAGAAGAGGACGAGGAGACGGAGGAGGAGGAGGAGGACGGGGAGGAUGAGGAGGAGGAUGGGGAGGAGGAGGAGGGCGACGAAGAGGGAGAGAGUGAUGAAGGGAUGGGGCAAGAGGGGAGGAACAGGCAGGUAGGGGAUGCGCAGAGCAGGGGCAAGCAGGUCGCGCAGGGGAUGCGCCCUCCCAGGGGUGCUGAAGCAGCAGCAGCAGCAGGAGCAGCAGCAGCAGGAGCGUCAGUGGCAGGUAUGGCGGGGCAAGCCAGGAGCAAUGCGGCUGUUGGGGCUGCUGCUGCCAGGGGUGAAGGGUUGGUGAGUGGAGGGGUGACCAGUGGUAGUGGUAUGGGGGGAGUGCGUGCAAGGGCACAGACGGAGAUAAGUGUGGAGGAUGGGAGUGGAGAGGAGGAAGACGAGGAGGAGGAAGAGGAGGAGGAAGAAGAGGAGGGAGAUGAGGAGGGGAGUGAGGAGGACGGGGAUGAAGAAGGAGAGGAGGAGGAGGGGAGUGAGGGCGAGUGGGAGGAGAUGAGUGUGGAUGGUUCUGCAUCUGUUCGGGUGUCUGAGGCGAGUCAGGCUAGGGGUGCUGGUGUUGCUACGGCAAAGGCAGGCAGGCAUGGGGAGGUGCCUGUGAAACGAGGGGAGGCUACUUCUGCUGACAUGUCUGCUCGCAUGCGCCAGCAGCAGGCACAGCAGCAGCAGCAGCAGUUGCGGCUGAGUCAGCAGCAGCAGAAACUGCGGCUGAGCCAGCAGCAGAAGAUGCGGUUGAGUCAGCAGGAGGACGUGAGGCUGAGUCAGCAGGAGGUGCGAUUUAGUCAGCAGGAAGGAAUGCGUCUGAGUCAGCAGGAGGAGAUGCGGCUGAGUCAGCAGGAAAAACGGACGAAGCAGCAGCACGAGAUGCGGCUGAGUCAGCAGGAAGUGAGGCUGAGUCAGCAACAGCAAGAGAUGCGGCUGAGUCAGCAGGAACUGCGCUUGAAUCAGCAGCAACGGGAGAUGCGGCUGAGUCAGCAGGAACUGCGACUGAGUCAGCAGCAGCAACGCGAGCAGCAGAUGCGCGAGAGGAUAAGGCAGCAGCAGCAGCAACAGCUACAACAGCAGCAGCAGCAGCAGCAACUUCAGCAGCAGGUUCAAGCGAGGAUUAGGCAGCAGCGCGAGCUGGAGCUUCGGCAGAAAAUGGGUCAGGGCCAAAGGAGGGGCGAGGGGACUAAGAAAACGCAGGACGUCGUAGAGCUGUCGGACGACGACGAGGAGGAAGAGGAGGGGGAUGAGGAGGAUGAGGAUGAGGGGGAAGCCGGGGACGAGGAGGAAGGGAGCGAGGAGGAGGGAGGGGAGGAGGACGAAGAGGAGGGUGAGAGCGAGGAUGGGGACGAGGAGGACGAGGAGGAGGAUGAGGAUGAGGAUGACGAUGACGAUGAGGUGAACUCCCCGAACUGACAGCUGAGGAGUGUACCACGUGGGAGAACUCGAACAGGCUUUCGCGCCAUUCGGGAGUCACCUUUGUCCGCGUUUGAAAACGUUCCGAUGUGAAUGUUUAUGCCUGUGUCAAUUCCAUGCGUUGUUUUCCAUGCACUUUAUCAUCCAGUUCUGUGUGUUACUGUAAAAUACGUGUCUUAGGAUUCACCACUUG
Molecule: messenger RNA, 7961 nt
Organism: Closterium sp. NIES-67
Lineage: Eukaryota; Viridiplantae; Streptophyta; Zygnematophyceae; Desmidiales; Closteriaceae
Source: the annotation of a GenBank genome assembly